Molecule: messenger RNA, 1076 nt
Organism: Rhizophagus irregularis DAOM 181602=DAOM 197198
Lineage: Eukaryota; Fungi; Glomeromycota; Glomeromycetes; Glomerales; Glomeraceae
Source: RefSeq, a predicted model, not a curated record
AUGACAUCUGAGAUGGACUUACUUAAGCAAGAAAACGCCAGACUUAUGGCUGAGAAUGCUGAGUUUAAGGUCAAGUAUGACGAGGCCAAGGAUGAGAUUACAAAGUUAAGGGCUGAGCUCAGGAAUAGAAUCAAGGAAUUAGAAAAAGCUAGAAUAGAUACUGCCGUCAAGAAUACUAGACGUGAUGUUGAAAAUGUCAGGCGUGAUGCUGAGAAUGCUGAGCUUAAGUCUAGAGUUGCAAAGUUGGAAGAAGAUUCUAGACAUCCACGAAAGGAUUCCUCUCCCGAAAAAUCUGCUGACAUACCAGAUUCCAUAGUAGCAAAUGAAGUGAUAUCUGUCAAUUCCAAGUCAUCAGAGGAAAAGAUGAUGGACUCUUUUCUGGAUGAAGUGAAUAAGAAAAUUGUUAGUGAUGGGAUAAGGCAGAGAAAGCGGGUUGAGAAGCUUGCAAAAGUGGAAUCCGUCUCCCCUGAAAAAGGUAAACAGGUAUCUGUUGACAAAAAGACACUUCGCAAGAAAGAACAAAGGGAAAAAUUCAUUCAGGAAGUGUCCAGGAAUGAUUCGAUACCUUCAGUAUCUUUCCAAAGAGAAUCGGAUUCAAGCACCAAUUGUUCCAAUAUUAUAGAUGAGCCAGGCUUGAAUUCUUUGGAUGUUUGCCUAGAGCAAACAGUACGAAGCUGUGAUCCCUUAGCAGUAGAGAUGGGAACGCCAACCUUUUCUCUUUUAUAUGAAAAACUUUGUGAUGCCGUAAUCCUUGCUGAUCGUGCGGUCCAAGAAGCUAUUAUACGUUACUGUCAAUUUGGAAAAGCUCUUAUCCAGAGACAAAGUGAGAUAGCAUCUGAAAAACAAGUUGAUCCAGAAUCCAACGCUGUUAGUAGAAUUUUAAAUGAGGAAGUUAGAGCUCAGCUUCCUGCAGAUACUUCUGAUGCACUUUUAUGGAAAAGAAUCAAGCAGGCCAAGAAACUCUGGAAGCUUUUUGAUGCAAUAGGCAUGGAUAAAAUUUAUCAGAUACAUUCAUUCUCUGUUAGCAGUAUUUCAAAAAUAACGUAUAAAGACAUUCAGUAUAUCAUAGAUAAUAU